Molecule: messenger RNA, 666 nt
Organism: Colletotrichum truncatum
Lineage: Eukaryota; Fungi; Ascomycota; Sordariomycetes; Glomerellales; Glomerellaceae
Source: RefSeq, a predicted model, not a curated record
AUGGGAAAGGAAGCAUCAGACCCGCCGCCCUACACCGAAGUACCAAAUGGACUUCCUCCCCAGAACGACCAACCUCCUCCAUCAUACGAGGACGAGGAGCCUAGAAACGUGGCCACCACAGCCACCCCCUACCGACCGUUCCCAACGGUCAUGAACGGGUUCUACCGCAUGACGGGGAUCAAGACCUUCAACUUGUGCGGCGCAACUCGUGACGAGCCAUUGUUUGUCGUCGAGGUGCACACUGGCUUCAGUAGGAAGGCGCCUCUCGGGGCACGACCAGGCAUUCUGUUGCGGAACGGCACAGACUCCAAGGACCCGAUCAUCGCCGCUGCUGGGGACGAGUCCCAGUGGGAUCAGCGAGUCUACGCUUUCAACUCAACUACCGUCGUCCUGCUUCCUCCGCUGGAACGACGUAACAGUCUCCACGACAUGAUGACCGAGAUGAUGAAACUCAGGACGACCGGGGACGAGAUCGCCGCGUUCGGCUUCUCGAUCGAAGUCGGCGAGAAACUUGGCCGUAAGAAGUUCGAGUGGAGGAAGGUUAAGAAGGAUGACGAGGCAAAGUCCGGUGGGUUCAGGCUAACUAAGUCCCUGGACAAGUUAGAACUGUGUUGGGGCAUCCUCAAACUUGAUUUGACGUAUAUAAUUGAAAUCAUCCGGACAUAA